Molecule: messenger RNA, 2653 nt
Organism: Bufo bufo (common toad)
Lineage: Eukaryota; Metazoa; Chordata; Amphibia; Anura; Bufonidae
Gene: GAS7
Product: growth arrest specific 7
Exons: 14
Coding region: 404-1828 (474 amino acids)
Biological process (GO): neuron projection morphogenesis; actin filament polymerization
Cellular component (GO): actin filament; cytoplasm; plasma membrane
Molecular function (GO): actin filament binding
Source: RefSeq, a predicted model, not a curated record
GCUGCUGCUCCGCUCCUGGAUUCCUCAAGGCUUGGACUGCACACCAUGAAGGGUUAACUGCCUCCCCUAGGGGCUCCACAGCUGAUCCUGUCUGCAGUGGGUCUCCUCGUCCUGCCUGGAGGGCGUCCCCUUCCCCAUCCUGCUUGGAGUGGGCACCAGGGGGUCUACUCGUCCUGCCUUCAGGGGGUCCGCUCGCCAUCCUGCCUGGACUGGGCACCAGGGGGUCCGCUCCCCAUCCUGCCUGGACUGGGCACCAGGGGGUCCGCUCCCCAUCCUGCCUGGACUGGGCACCAGGGGGUCUCAUCGUCCUGCCUGGAGGGGGUCCACUCCCCAUCCUGCCUGGAGUAGGCAGCGGGGGGUCUCCUCGUCCUGCCUUCAGGGGGUCUGCUCCCUAUCCUCUGACAUGUCUGGCGCUCUGUGUCGGAGUCUCUACGCCUUUUCUGGAGACCAGCACCAACAAGGGCUGAAGUUCGAGGCCGGGGAGGUGAUCAGCGUCCUGCAGGUGCUGGAGGGGGGCUGGUGGGAAGGCGAGAAGGACGGCGUGCGAGGAUGGUUCCCCGCCAGCUACGUGCAGAUCCUGGAGAAACCAGGUAUGAUGAACCCACAGAGAAUAGAAGAUUCAAGCCAUGGUCCUCUACCCCAGGGCUGGCAGUGUUAUAUGUCUCCACAGGGUCGUAGGUACUAUGUGAACACCAACACAAAUGAGACGACAUGGGAAAGGCCGAGCACCUCGCCUGUGAGCGUCAGAAGUCCGAUAGUGAAGAAGACGUCGCUGCCUGCAGUAAACGGAUUUCACUCCUCGGGAUCUCCUUUACAUCAGCAGGAUACUGGUCAUGUGACCAUCCGAAAACCCAGCAGUGACCCCCAGAGUCCCGGGUCCCCGUCGCCCACCAGAAGGCAGUCCAAGGAGACGACCAUCACGAUAAACUGUGUGACGUUCCCCCACCCUGACACCAUGCCGGAGCAGCAACUGCUGAAGCCCGGAGAGUGGAGCUACUGCGAUUAUUUCUGGGCAGAUAAAAAAGAUCCACAAGGAAACAGCUCGGUGACCGGAUUUGAAGAACUCCUCCAGAAACAGCUUAAAGGAAAACAAAUGCAGAAGGAGAUGGCAGAAUUCAUCCGUGAACGGAUCAAGAUUGAGGAAGAAUAUGCCAAAAAUUUGGCAAAACUGUCCCAGAAUUCUCUGGCGUCACAAGAGGAAGGGACCCUGGGGGAAUCUUGGGCCCAAGUCAAGAAAAGUCUCGCAGACGAAGCCGAAGUUCAUCUCAAAUUUUCCUCGAAGCUACAGAGUGAAGUGGAGAAACCCCUGCUGAACUUCAGAGAGAACUUCAAGAAGGACAUGAAGAAGUUCGACCACCACAUAGCGGACUUACGGAAGCAGCUCGGCAGCCGAUACGCCUCUGUAGAGAAGGCUCGGAAAGCUUUGGCCGAGAGACAGAAAGAUCUGGAAGUGAAAACGCAGCAACUGGAAAUAAAACUGAGCAACAAGACUGAAGAAGACAUUAAGAAAGCACGGAGGAAGUCGACACAAGCAGGAGAUGACCUCAUGAAAUGUGUGGACCUCUACAACCAAGCACAAUCCAAGUGGUUUGAGGAGAUGGUGACAACCACCUUGGAACUGGAGAGACUGGAAGUUGAGCGGGUGGAGAUGAUCCGUCAGCACCUCUGUCAGUACACACAACUACGGCACGAAACAGACAUGUUCAACCAAAGCACGGUGGAACCCGUGGACCAGCUGCUCCAGAAAGUCGAUCCUGCCAAAGACAGGGAAUUAUGGGUGAAAGAGCACAAGACGGGCGACAUCCGGCCCAUUGACAUGGACAUAUAGACUGUUUUUGAUGUAUUUUUGCCAAUUCCUAGGUUUGGAGAGUUCUUUAUAUGGCUGCCACUCCGGGGACAUUCUACAUUGCUGUAAAGUAUACAAGGUCAUUCCUUGCUGUGCUAAAAAAAAUCUAUAUUUUUUGGAACAUGGGACACUGGGAUUUGUCUGUUCGUGGUUCCAUGAAUGCAGAGUUGACUGGCCUCAUGUGUUGUUUCACACGUGGUGCCAACCAGCUUGGCUUCUUGGCAGAGGACGUCAUAAAGCUUGUGCCACACUGGAUAUUGCUGCAUAAAUACUGCAUAAUACCAGUACAUGUAUAAAAUAACGUAAAGUAACAGAAACACUAUAUACAUAAAACUAUAUGAAUUAUUUUUUUUACAGAGAGAUGGCCCCCAGGGUGACACCUCAAAUUUAGGGCAUCCAUAAAACAGGUACAAUGACACCCACAUCAUCUCCCUCACUCUUGGACGAGAAAGGUCACAUGAUACCAAGACAUUUGGGAAAUGGUGACAUUAAAACAAUGUACUAAAUUAUGUUAGGCAAAGCAGCUACAAAGACCAUGUCCCCUCGGUGCCACCUUGUGGUCGAUUACUAUGAAAAAAUAAAGCUCUGUAAAACUUUAUGGUUAAUUUUCCAGUGGCUAUAACUGAUGUUUCAGCAGAACUUUCCCCCAUUCCACCUCCUCGACUCAUCAGGUUCAUAUGAUUCCCCCAUAUUAUGGCUACCUGUGUAAAUUCUCACCCCUCCUUUCCUAUGUAUUAUAGCAGAUUUCUAAGGCCUGACCUCUGCCCCAGUCUGACGCCCGCUCCUCCCCCACACGCCUUUCACCCC